Tinamus guttatus (white-throated tinamou) is the source of this 3460-nucleotide messenger RNA. RefSeq names its product dermatan sulfate epimerase (gene DSE). Gene Ontology annotation, molecular function: chondroitin-glucuronate 5-epimerase activity. The record is from RefSeq and is a predicted model, not a curated record. NCBI's taxonomy places the organism in Eukaryota, Metazoa, Chordata, Aves, Tinamiformes, Tinamidae.
UUUCAAAGAUGGUUUGGCUCCCACUGAGACUUGGAGAUCUGAUGCCACAAUGAGGACUCACACCCGGGGCGCCCCGAGUGUGUUUUUCAUACCCGUGAUUUGCCUCUCCUUGGCCUACGGCACCAGAGAGGACCCGGCCACCAUGGUUCCCUUUGUCAACGCCAACUACGACAGCUACCCCAUGCUCUACUUCUCCAAGGGGGACGUGGAAGGCCUGCGCCUCAAGGCGGCCACCACCCACCAGCACAUCGCGGCCCGUCUCACCGAGGCAGUGCAGACCAUGCUCUCGAACCCCCUUGAGUACCUCCCUCCCUGGGACCCAAAGGAAUUCAGCGCUCGCUGGAAUGAAAUCUAUGGCAACAAUCUUGGGGCCCUGGCAAUGUUCUGCUUGCUCUAUCCGGAAAAUAUCGAAGCCAUCAGCAUGGCCAAGGAUUACAUGGAGAGGAUGGCAGCUCAGCCUAGUUGGCUAGUGAAGGAUGCCCCGUGGGAUGAGGUUCCUCUUGCCCACUCCUUAGUUGGCUUUGCCACUGCUUAUGACUUCUUGUACAGCUAUCUCAGCAAGACUCAACAGGAGAGAUUUCUUGAGGUGAUUGCCAACGCCUCUGGGUACAUGUAUGAAACAUCGUACAGACGUGGAUGGGGUUUCCAGUACCUCCACAACCACCAGCCAACCAACUGUGUGGCCCUGCUGGCUGGGAGCCUGAUUCUGAUGAACCAAGGCUACCUUCAGGAAGCCUAUUUGUGGACCAAGCAAGUGCUGGCAAUCAUGGAGAAGUCAGUAGUCCUACUCCAGGAGGUUACAGAUGGCUCCCUCUAUGAAGGGGUGGCUUAUGGCAGCUACACAACCAGAUCUCUGUUUCAGUACAUGUUUUUUGUCCAAAGGCACUUUGAUAUCAAUCACUUCAGCCACCCUUGGCUGAAACAGCACUUUGCAUUCAUGUACAGGACUGUCCUGCCAGGAUUCCAGAGAACAGUGGCCAUCGCAGAUUCCAACUACAACUGGUUCUACGGGCCGGAGAGCCAGCUGGUGUUUCUUGACAAGUUCGUCAUGCGCAACGGCAGCGGGAACUGGCUGGCAGAGCAGAUCAGAAGGAACCGCGUGGUGGAAGGUCCAGGGACCCCGUCCAAGGGGCAGAGGUGGUGCACUCUCCACACUGAGUUUCUCUGGUAUGAUGCGAGUUUGCACUCCGUUCCUCCGCCGGACUAUGGGGUUCCAAAGCUGCAUUAUUUUGAGGACUGGGGAGUGGUGACCUACGGGAGUGCGUUGCCAGCUGAAAUCAACAGGCCUUUCCUUUCCUUCAAGUCAGGAAAGCUGGGAGGACGUGCAAUAUAUGAUAUUGUUCAUAAGAACAAGUAUAAAGAGUGGAUCAAGGGAUGGAGGAACUUUAAUGCUGGCCAUGAACACCCAGACCAGAACUCCUUUACUUUUGCUCCCAAUGGUGUACCUUUCAUAACAGAAGCUCUAUAUGGGCCCAAAUAUACUUUUUUUAACAAUGUGCUGAUGUUUUCCCCUGCUGUGUCCAAGAGCUGCUUCUCCCCAUGGGAAGGGCAGAUCACAGAGGACUGUUCCUCUAAGUGGCUGAAAUACAAGCAUGAUUUGGCUGGUGAUUGCCAGGGACGAGUGGUUGCCGCAGUGGAGAGAAGUGGGGUGGUUUUUAUCAGGGGCGAAGGAGUGGGUGCUUACAAUCCAAAGCUCAAGCUGAGAAAACUGCAAAGAAACCUUGUGCUUCUCCACCCCCAGCUUCUGCUGCUGGUAGACCAAAUCCAUCUGGACGAUGAUAGCCCCUUGGAGGCAGCGACCAGUUUCUUCCACAAUGUGGAUGUGCCUUUUGAAGAGACAGUGGUAGAUGAGGUCCACGGAGCUUUCAUUAGGCACCGUGAUGGGAUAUAUAAGAUGUACUGGAUGGAUGACACUGGUCACAGUGAGAAAGCUAUCAUUGCCUCAAGGAUGUAUCCCCGGGGUUACCCCUACAACGGAACGAACUAUGUGAACGUGACCACCCUCCUGAGGCACCCGUUCACGAGAGCCAUUUACAUUUUCAUCGGGCCUUCCGUGGAUGUGCAGAGCUUCACGGUCCAUGGGGAUUCUCAGCAACUGGACAUUUUCGUCACCACCAGUGAGCAUGCCUAUGCAGUUUACCUGUGGACUGUGGAGGAUGGACCACGUGCUGCCUUGGCCCAGGUUAUUGCAGACCGCCAGAAAAUUAUCUUUGACCGAGCCUCUGCCAUUAGGACCUCUACAGUGCCAGAAGUGAAAGAUUACGUAGGGAUUGUGGAGAGGAACCUGCAGCAUUUUAAGCCUGUUUUCCAGCAGCUUGAGAAGCAGAUCUUGUCACGUGUACGAAACACGGCCAGCUUUAGGAAGACUGCUGAGCGCCUACUGAGAUUUUCAGAUAAGAGGCAGACAGAGGAGGCCAUUGACAGAAUAUUUGCAAUCUCACAGAGGCAGCAGCAGCAGCAGCGUGGCAGAGCAAAGAAAAAUAGAAAGGUGGCCAAAGGCUACAAAUUUGUUGAUGCUGUUCCUGACAUUUUUGCACAAAUUGAGGUAAACGAAAGAAAAGUGCGGCAAAAGGCACAGACUCAAGCCCAAAAAGAGUUGCCUAUAGAUGAAGAUGAGGAAAUGAAAGAUCUCUUGGAUUUUGCAGAUAUCACUUAUGUGAAGCACAAAACUGGUGUGUCAAUCAAAGGCCGAUCAGGGCUGGCACAGAUGGUGACAACUGCUCGAAGCAGUGCCCCAUCAAUAUCAGCUUCUUACACUCGCCUCUUUCUAAUUCUCAACAUCGCUAUUUUUUUUGUUAUGUUGGCAAUGCAGCUCACCUAUUUUCAGAAGGCCAAGAGACUGCAUGGUCAAAGAUGUCUGUAUGCAAUACUUUUGGUAGACAGCUGUAUAUUAUUGUGGCUGUAUUCUUCCUGUUCCCAGUCACAAUGUUAGCAGAAGACCUCUACUAGUCGACCAGUUUAUGGUCAUAUAUAACUAUGCAAAAGCAUUAACCCUAAUAGGGCCAAAGUUAAUGUUCUUUUUCUGAAACAUUCCAAUAAACAGCUGGGAUAAGAUCGAUUUCAGACCAGAAGGGAUGGAGGAAUAGGAAAAGCAAUAAAUUUCUGAGAAAAUUAAGUGCUUAAUAAGUACUCCUCCUUGUAUUUUGAGUCGGGCCUCACAUCCGAGGGAAUGAUAUGCUUCGUUCAUCAGAGUUUAGUAAUGUAAAGUUGUAAUUAUUUUUUUAUGAGAUUAGCCCUCUUUUAAGAGAUUUGUUUCAAAGGGCUAUGUUAUUUUAUACAGAAUUGGGUUCGUGUCAGUGAGUUUUCAUUUCAGGCUGCUAUGGGUGUUCUCUUAAGACAAGGACAUUCAAACACAAGUAUGCAAGGCAGACCUUAGCAGUAGAUUUCAUUUCUCUCUGCCAAACCAAAGAGUACUUCAGUAUGAGACACUCCUGUACAAGUAUUUCAGAUCCUUAUGUCA